AGUAAGCAAGUUCAGGCGGAUUUUACCCAGAGUUCAGAGUUAAAGUCAGGAUAGUUAAAAGAUGCUUUCUGAAAUACCCCCCUUAGUUUUUUAUUAGACAAAAACUACUAAAGCUAUUGCUACUAUAAAGAAAAGGCACUCAAGAUCUGGGAGUGAAGUUAAUACAGACUACAGGAUUCUUCUUAUGUUACAUUUAUUGUGAUCUUUGUCAAGGAAAAGGUACUUUGGCUCAAAAAAAAAAAGGUUAACCAGGGAGUAAAAUGUUGCACUUUAGAGACUAUUGUUGCUUGUGUUGGAUUGUUAACGUUUUUAACCUACAUUUUCUAAGGAUUUCCAGCUCGGAGACUGAUGUCAGAAGUGGAAUCGGUGGUUUUGUAAAUGGAUAUUCGUGUGCGUGUCACUUUAAGAGUCGGUCUUCGGGUGGCUUCUUGAUAUUAAUAGAGCUGCUGUGUCUUCCUCUUGUGACGUAAUGCCCACAGCCUACAGAGACAGGCAAAGAAAUCCUGUCACAGUAAAGCGAUAACACUGGUCUGAAAAAAGAAAAAAAAAAAAGAUAACGCACUGCUGUGUUUUGGUUUCCUGCAAGCUGCAGAUCUGGGCGGGUAAUUGACAAACUCUAGCAUCGGAAUAUUGUAUUGGCUGAGCCAAACUCAGUCAUGAAUCAGUCUUUUUUUUUAAGUCUAGUUUUAUGGACGAAGCCUUAACUAUCUCUCCCUCUCAGACCAAAGAAAAAAAAGCCAAGACACAGUCACACCGUCCGACAUCAUCAACAAACAAAAACACCAGAAAGAGACGAAGCAGCCUGCCAGCCACCAUCUUAACAGGGCACUGAGAGACACACAACACACUGAGAAAAGACGCUAAUGCUUAUUUUGAUCAACAGGUUGUUGACGACUGUAAAGACUGAUGUAAACCAGAGUUGGGAGAAAAAGAAGUUAGAGGACAGCACGAGACCCACUUCACUUCAAUUUGGAUCUACAACACAUUUGAUCAAAUGCAAAGCUGUAAUGCUGGUUAGCUGGACAACAUGCAACAGUCCCAAAGCAAUGCUGCUUGAGGUUUUAAAACUCCAAGGAAAAGGCUGCUGAACAUUUUUUUUGGGGGCCUGGUGUUCAGGGACCCAUGAGGAGUUGACCUGAGGACGUAAAGGGAUAGUAGUUCAGAUCUGUCAUCUGAUUUCUGCUUUCCAUUGCAUCACUGUGGAGUACAGAGAAACGCUAGCUGACCUGUGCCCCUGGAGCAACUGUUAAGCUACCAGGUUGCCUCGAGCUGCUUUACCAGAGCUGAUGCCAAAGCUAGAAGUCUGCCAUGGUGUUUUUAUAACCUGAUGACAAGACAAGAAAGUCCUCUUAGAUUUGAAAGUUGCCAUCAUCACUGCAUUAAUGAACUUCAAACGUCACAGAGGAACAGCACAGAUGGAACAAAGUUAGAGAUGGUGAGGAAGAAGAAUCCCCCUAUCCGGAGUGUAGGAGGUAAGGAGGAAGAGGAAGAAGAGGGGGCGAGGCAAGCAGGAGAAGAAGAGGAGGAAGGAGAGGAGGACAGAGUGGGAGGGGAGGCCAAACGAACAAACCUAUCUUCUGAGCCUGAUGCCUCCGAGCGCAUUCGAGGGGAUGAGGAGCAGGAGGAGGAAGAGGGAGAGAGCGAGUGCGUCUCCUCAUCUGUUUCACCCUCAUCUGUUGGUGAUCGCAACUGCAACGAUGAGCGAGGGGGGAGAAGAGCUGUAGGGGGGAGGGCUAAGCAAGGCGAGGCAACUGUGGCGGAGAGACCGGAGGGCCUGUCGGAGUCUGAGGACGGGGAGAGGGGCGCCGAGGAGAGAGAAAGGGGUCCCAAACACAGAACCAAAGCAGAUCAUCUCUUUGCCCCCCUCCUGCUGUCCAGACAGGAAGGAGGGGAGGAGUCCACAACUGACACUCUCCGACUCGCCUCCAGCCCCUCUCCCAAACUUCAGGACUUUAAAUGCAACGUGUGCGGAUAUGGUUACUACGGCAACGACCCCGCUGACCUGGUGAAGCACUUUAGGAAGUAUCACCUUGGUCUGCACAACCGCACACGACAGGAUGCUGCCCUCGACACACACAUCCUGGCCCUACACAACAUGGCACCAAGUUUAGAUAUGCAGGUCGGACAAGGACAGAGAAGCCAAACCAAAGAGCCGGGAAAGAUGAGAAAAGAUUCUCAGAAUCCACAGCACAGGACAGUUGUGAUGAACGGCACGUACGACGUACAGGUGACGCUUGGUGGAAUGUUGAUUGGUAUCGGACGCAAGACCUCUGACUGCCAGGGAAACACUAAGUAUUUCCGCUGCAAAUACUGCAACUUCACAUACAUGGGCAGUAGUUCGUCUGAGCUUGAGCAGCACUUUCUGUCCUCGCAUCCCAACAAAGUCAAAACCCCUCCAACCACACCUAUGACUGCGGCCAACAACCUGGUAACUCACGACAACCAGCUGAAAGGUAGGAUCCAGAACAGCGAGAGCGUUGAGCGAGUGGCGGUACGAGCCGAUGAUGAUGCCCUGGCUGGAUACUGCAUCCCAGGUGGGGCGUGCUCAGACUCCCUAGCCUGGACUGGGGAAGAUGGUCGAGGAGCUACGCAGGCGUAUUACUUGUGCAAAUCUUGCAGCUGGAGUUGUGAGUGGUCAGGAGGUUCAGCAAAGCUUUUGGAGCACUAUGAACAAAGACAUCGAGGGAGUCCAGGAGGAGCUGUGAGCCCCAACAACACUAUUUCUGCUGGGACAGAAAGAGGAGGAAGAAGAGAUGGGGUAGAGAAAGACUAUGUGGUGUUCAAAAGUUGCAAAGAUCAGUUACCUAACCCAUCCAGCACCAGCAAAGGGGACCCAAACUGCAGUGAUUCAGACCCAGUGGUGACCAGUUACAACUGUCAGCUUUGCGAUUUCCGUUACUCCAUGGCCCACAAUGCUGACGUGAUAGUGGUUGCUCCCUUGCUGCUGCACUACCAACACAACCACUCCAUUCAUCGUUGCUGCAUUCAGCAUUGCGUGUAUUGUCCUCAAGGCCACUGUCAGCCACAUAAGCACCUCGGGGAGGUAUCCCAUCCCUUUGCCUGUCGGAAGUCCACCUGUCCUAAAUGCUGUUCCAAGUUCCCUCAGCUCACCAAACAGCAAGAUGCCAUCACUUCAAAUCCCACAACCAGCACCUCGCCCUGUGUGACCCCUCCUAACCAGAGAGGCGACCCUAGUGUAAUUUCUGGUCCGACCUUUCGGCUCUCUGACCCUGCACAUCCUGUUGUCACCCAAGGCGUCACCCACUUGUGUGAUCAGUGUGCGUUUGCCACAACGGAUAUUGAUGUAUUGCUGCAACACUAUGAAAGUUGCCACACUCUGAUCAACCUGAAGGGGGUCGCUCCACGAGUCAAAGCUGAGGAGAAGGCUGAGGGAGACAAGGAGGAAGGAAAAAGAAGAGGACGAGAAAGGCAAUACUCGUGUGCAAAAUGCCACUUCAUCACAGAAGUAGAAGAAGAGAUUUUUAGACACUAUAGGCGUGUCCAUGCGUGUUGUCGUUGUCGACACUGUGACUUCACGGCUCCCGAUUCAUCUGCACUUCUUGACCAUUUCAACUCUUCCCAUUGUCACGACUCGACUCCCGCGUCGGGAUCGUUGCCCACCACGCUGACUCCAUCGCUGACGCUCUCGACCAAUGGCUGCUCAGCUCCUUCUACCUUAGCCAUUAAAGAAGAAAGCAAGGGGGACCUGCGCCUCCUCUACUCUCUCGCACCACCUGAGGGAGGAUUGGCAGAAGGAGGCAGAGAGGAGGCAUGCAGGGCAGUAAAAAGCGAAAGGGGGGACGACAAAGAAAGAGAGCGAGAAAAGGGCUGGGUUCUUGGGGAGGCUAGAGGACUGGGAGAGAGGGGGGGCGAGCAGGCCCACGGACUACUCUGGGUUCCAAAAGAACAAAUGGGGCCUGAAAAAGGAGUGGACAGAGGAGCGGAAAGUCGUACCCCGUCCCUUUUCCACUCCUCCCUCUCAUUAUCGUUUGUUUCGCCCAAUCACGAUGCCUCACAGAAGAAAAGGGGCGUGGCUUUACCUGGGAUGAUUUACCUGGGAGACACCAAGUCAUUUUUGGGAGAUACUAAGUCGUAUUUGGGGGAGUCCCAGCUCUCCCAAAUAGGAGGAAGAUCGGGAGGAAAUGCUCCAAGUGGAGGUGGAGCAGAGAAGCAGAGCCAAAUUGCACCCCAACAGUACACAGGUGGUGGAGGAGGAAGUGAGAGUGGUGGUGGAGGAGGACCACAGGAGGGAAAAGGAGGGCCGACAAAGGAGGAGUCCCAAUCCCUGUUGCGGCGCCGCAGAGGCAGUGGGGUUUUUUGUGCCAACUGUCUGACCACCAAGACAUCGCUCUGGAGGAAAAACGCCAAUGGCGGCUACGUCUGCAACGCAUGUGGUUUAUACCAAAAACUCCACUCAACACCCAGACCUCUAAACAUCAUCAAGCAGAACAACGGGGAACAAAUCAUUCGCCGGCGAACCCGAAAACGGCUCAACGCUGACUCGCUCUCCUCUGAAACCCCCCCCUCAAAGCAACAGCGAAUCAGUAGUGAGGAGCGAUUGAAUGGAGAGGAGUCAGAACGAAGCUGCGCACCACUGAAAGGCCAGCAGCCUUCGCCUCGCUCGCGCUCACCCCGCUCCACUCAAGCUUUCUUAGCCAGUCAGACAUUGGAGAUCCAUAGGAGAAUGCCUCCUCUCCUCCUCCCCUCUCAUACCCCGUCGGCUAUGGCAGCAGAGGGAAAUGGGGGCAUCACAGAAGGAGGAAUACCAUCAAAAAUGGAUGGAGGAAAAGGAGGAGGGGGAUCAGAAAGAGGGAGUCCGAUAGAAAAGUACAUGCGUCCAUCCAAACCGUCUAGUUAUUCACCUCCAGGUUCUCCAAUUGAGAAAUAUCAAUAUCCUCUUUUCUCGUUGCCUCUUCCUUUAGCCAUUUCACCUGAUUUGACUCCUGAAUCUGAUUGGCUCAGGUUCUGGACUAAGUAUAAAAUGGCAGCGACAGCUUCUGGGAUCCCAGGGAACAUCAGUAACUUGAGCAGCCCCAGUAGCCUCGGAAACAACCCCAACUAUCUCGGUACGAUGGGGACUUCGGUACAGCAUCAUCAGCAAAGCUACACUGUGCCUUACUGCCCCUCUCCUUACUCUCCUCUUCCUCCUCCUCCACCCCCCCCUCACUAUACUUCUCCAAAUAACACCCAGACAUCUUCCUCAACAUUGCUAGAAAACGAGGGUCCUUUAGAUCUUGCAAUAAAGCAAAGAGAUGCAAGCGGGGCGAACACGAAUGUGUCAACAAACGGCCAAGAAAGGAGACUACGAGACUCUCCUCUCUCUGAAAAGGAAACGGGGAACUGGAAAAAAGAGAAGGAAGAGGACAAGACAGAUGAAGGAGAAGAUCCAAGUGUGGAAACAGAGAGGGAAGUGAAUGACAAUUUGACAAGAAUUCAAUCAUCAGUAUGUAUAGCAGUAGACGUGGCCACGCAGGAUGACCUAACCAGCCGCUGCAUCCACUGUGGGAUCUGCUUCCUAGACGAAGUCAUGUAUGCUCUGCACAUGAGUUGCCAUGGCGACAAGGGACCAUACCAAUGCAGUUUUUGCCAACACAUGUGUGUAGACCGUUACGACUUCACCACACACAUACAGAGGGGGUUACACAGGUACACAGACAAAAUGUCACAACAGAGGGGGCACACACAAGAAGGCCACAUUCAGAAUGCCACGGUGAUGUCAGAGCCUGAGUGUCGAGACGAAGCGGCAGAGCAAAAAGAUGCAGAAAUCACAAGUAAAAGUGAGGCCGUCGUGGUAGCAUGUCAAGACAACUCAGUAAAGGAUCCGGGUAGUGAUGACAAUGCAACGGGGCCGGAAAAGGUGAUAAUAGGGGAAGAAAAUGCCAUAACCAACAAAGAAAGUGACAGCGUGGUGUCAGACAUCAGCAAUAGUCAAAAACUCAAGGAAGAUUUGACUGCCAUGGAUUCUACGAUGGUAGAUGGGAUUAAUGAAGAAAAUUAGCAGAUUUACACAAACCUCCAAGACCAGACUGUUGCAUUACAAAACGUUUGUCUUUGUUCCUGCAGGCUAAGUUUUAAUGGGUUCAUGCUGAGUCAUUUAUUAAACCUUUUUUGCUGGAAGGACUUUGACAUUACAUGGUCCAAAAAACACGGCAGUACCCAUCUUGACUACAACGGUCUCCAUCUUCUGCAGCUAGAGAUCGACUGGAAGUCGAUAUGCAGCUGAAAUCACUUGUCAAAAGUAACCCCUUCUGUUUAAGGUGAUUCAGAAGCUGGAUUUGGUCUUAGGAAAAAUUCUGAAGAGUUCUGCACUUGAAUAGCUUCUAACAAACUACAAGGAGAACACGAAAACUUUGUUUCAGUUGAUAUCUUCUGCACUGUGCUCACAGGCAGGUCCAAGCUAGUCUGAUACAUCUGUCAGACAGUUUGCUCUAGGCACAGUUGGAUCUAAUCCAUUUAAGACUCCUGUGUUCCUGCCCAGUGUGUUCUUGACACUUUUAUUUUUUUUUUUUCAGAAAAGGAAUCAAAACCAAAAAAAAAAAAAAAACUAUUUUGCCUGGUUCAAACUGGUUAAGGUAAAACCAGCUAGCGGGGGUUGCCAAUCACGUGGUACAUAGUAAUAAGGUGGUCUCACGUGAACCAUGUUCUUGAACUGAUCAAACUCUUGGAUCAAUGCAAAAUCCUAUUCACCUUGUGCUGGCUUAGGAUUGGUGGGACACGAUUUUAUCCUGACUUUUUCAAACUGCUUGACACCAGUUCAAACUGGUGAAACCUCUUUCACUCCAGAAUGAAGUGUUCUCUUUGUCGUCCACUUGGAGAAAAACAAGGGGACUAUAUUUUUUACUUUCCUCUGUGCCAUGAUACUAGUUAUGUGCCUGGCUGCCUGCCUAAUCGAACAACCAUCUAUUAACCUGCUUAACAUUUAUUAUAAUAAUGAAAAGAAUUGUAAUAAUAGUAAUAAUACAAACAAUAAUUGUGUUACCAUACAAAGAUGCAAUUUGCUACAUAUGUUAUUUUAAAGGCAAAGAAUGCUUUUUUUGCAGGAAACUGUUCUAUAAAACUGUCUAUUUGAGUUUUUUCUAUUGUUUUGAAGUUCUCAGCUAUGUUUUAAUAAAAUGUUUAAAGGCCAUCUAACAGAAAUGGUACGCCAGAGGGGAGUAUGUGCAUGUGUGCAAUUGUGUAAUUGCAUCAACUGUCUCCAAAUGAUGACGUAAACAUAAUGAAGGCUUACACGGAGUUUCUCAGUCCUCAGGGGUCCCACGUGUUGCACACCAGCCCACCUGCUUCACAGCGAUGUGACACAUCAGUGUUGCAUGUUAUGCUUGUAUGACAUGUCUCUUAAUGUUCCCUCUCAUACAUGUUCCCAAUUGUGUUUGUUUAGAAGUAAUUGUGGAUUUUGUAUGUAAUUCUUUUUUCAUGUCUAUAUACUUAGGUUACAAAAUUUUAUAAAGAAAUUUAGGAACUUAGGGUGUAAGACCCUAAAUUUUACGAAUGGAUCAACCAUUUGAGGAACUUUCUGUGUACAGAGCUGACAGAGAUUCCUGAAUACAGUGGUUUUUUCUCUUAGGUCAGUCACAUAGGUUAGUUCUACGUAGCAUUUUAGCAUUCUUUAAACUGCAUAGCACAUUUAAGUUGAUUAUUUGACUUGUGACACGUCUAAUAACAUGUGAAACUGUAGGAAGAUGUUAUAUAAUACAUUAUGAUUUCAAUUUGAUUAAAGGGAUAACUGAUCACAUCUCCAGCCAAAUCAUACAUGUUCCCUGGUGGAAUUGUUUUAUUUUUUGGUAAAACUUUGGGCGGAAAUGCCCUGUCCAACUCCUUCAGCCUCCCUGCCUUAAAAACAGAAAACCCAACAAUAAAAAAGGAGGCAUUCUAAGUAUGCCAUAAAAUGUCAGAUAACUAAAGAACUAAAGAAGAGGAAAAAUAGUCUUAAGCAACCAAUGUACACACACGCACACACACACAAAUCAGCUUAGUGCCUGCUCACUUAUUUUUGUUUUCUUUUCCCAUAUUUUAUCUUUUUAGUCAAAAUGUGUAUUUUCUUGGGAGAAUAUGAGCCAAAGUCCAAAGAUUCCUUGGCUUGAUCAUUGAGUUAAAUACUUCAUUUUCUAACUGAUCAUUUCUGGUCUCUAGAGACAGAUCUUUAGCUGCCUUUGGUCACUGUGAUAACUAUUAAGGACAAACUAUUUUGAAGUUGUUACAUGUACGUACACUACCUUGUCAAAUUGUUGAGCCAUGUGCCUCAUUUACACCAGUGGGUGGAUUUAGACAGAAGACAAUGCCUUAUCAUUGAAACUCUAGUAUGAAAGUGGAAUUAAUCCCUUCCAACUUGCCAGUUAUUUGCAGAUACUUCCGCUCAAACAGCCGAAUCACUACCAGUAUUGGUAUAAUCGUGAAAAAAAUUCAGCUACUUAAAUGAUUAUUGUUUCUGUUACUGCUGAAAGUUAUGAGUACAUGUUGAGGAAAACUGUGUGGUUGUGAUGACAAAAAAAAUAAAUACAUUUCUUGAUGCAGAAAUAAAUUUGCUUUAAUGAAAGCAAAAAAAAAUGUAACCAGCUAACACCAGAGCUUUAGCUCCAGGGUUGAUAUUCUUUCAAAUACCGUAACUCUUCAAUACAAUUAAUGUAAUCCCAUCAGAUUAUGAAGCAUAGAAAAGUAGCUUUGCGCUGAUAUGCAACACUUGACAAUGGUAAGGUGCUUACGCUAUCAACCUAAGCAGAGAAAUGCAGCUGUGCGCCAUUAUGCAACACUUUAUGUUAAUCAGUGCAUAUGAUAUUCAAAGCCGCUUUUCUCUGAGUCAGAACCAGCUGAUUGGGGUUGAUGACGUAAACGUUCAAAGAGUUACGCUGUAUGGCAAAGAGCGUGUGUUAUUUUAGUGUCGCCAGCGACAUCUCCAGUGUUAAAGGGUCAUCUAAGAGUUUAAACAUUUUUGUUUGGCAAAUUCUGGUUAGUACUGGAAGACAUUUUAUUCUAUAAGGACAUGACUACAACUGAAGGAACUGCCAACUAAGCGAAUGCUGUUCACAGACUUGUUCAGUGCUUUCCUAAGAGACAUGACGAUGAUCUGGACAGUUAAGUAGUGCCUCAACAGCAGAGGGGAGAUGAUGUCUUCAUUCUCUCAAUUUGUCUCCAUUUUUCUCUUUUCUUCCUGUCAACAUUACUUUAAAUUGAAUUCUCAUGAGGAUGUUUUUUUUUUAAACCACUGCAGUCUCUUUGUAGUAUUUCAGUUCCAGCGGUCUUCUAUCUCUUACUACUCUGUAUUAAAUUUGGCAAGGGUGGAGAUAGUCCAGGUCUUUCUAUCAGCUCUAGUUAACUUAACAAAUGGAUUUUUAUUUAAGCAUGUCUUUGGUUUUUUAACCCUUUAACACCGGAGCUUAGGCUUCUGUGUUGAUAUUUUUAGACUACCAUAACUGUUCAACCGCUAACGCAAUGAACGUACAUCCAGUGGAUUUCGACACAGAGAAAAGCAGUGUUGUGCACUGUACAGCUGCGACGUUCUUACACAAUUAACAUAAAUCUGCUCAUUCAGUCGCUGAAAAAAAUGAGUUAUGCAACACAAUACUAACGUAAAGUGUUGCAUGACGGCGCAAAGCCGAUAUACAAAGCUGCUUUCCUCUGCAUGAAGUUACAAUUACACCACCCUCAGCAAAGUGCAUACAAGCAACACUUCCAAUUAAAAGUCUAUGUAAACGUAUGUUAAUAGGGGUUUAAGGGUUCUAUAUUAAAAACUCAUUCACGUAUCGCUAUGCAAGCUCCUACUUCCGUUUUCGGGCUCUACAUACAAAAAUGCGCAUCCUUUGAACUUGCGUUGGAAGUUAAACCAUUUGAGCUUUGACCAAUCAGGGAUUCUGAUUUGGUUCUGACUUAUGGCUAUAAAAGAAAAGGCCUGGACUAGCGAGAUUUGCACCACUUCGACAUUUAGCACUAUGCCUCUUCCAACAGUAGGUUGGAAGACACCAUCAGCUAAACGCCUAUUCAAGAAAAUCAACUAAUUUACGUUGAUCACAUCAAGAAGUUAUGGUACGCAAAGUAGUGUGUUAUUUAAAACUGAAGACAUAUUUGCUUUUAAAAGGUUGUUCUAUUAUCUCUAUUGCUUUGUCACAUUGUCAUAGUCAUAGUGGUUUUUUGGGGGGUUUUUUCCAAUGGGAUUGACUUUUAAACAGAGGAAAUUGGCUUUUUUUCUUUUGCAAAAAAAAGGACUUUGGGAAAAAAAAAAUGUUCUUUUUCCUUAGAGUUCCUUAAAAACAAGUGUACGGGGAUUGUGGGGGGAAGAAAAGGAUUACCCAGUUUUGCUUUACUUUUAGUGAAAUCUGGAUUAACUUGAUGAACUACAAAGAUUUCUCUGUUGACUGGAAUGAAAUAAAAGUUUUCAAGCCCGAAUGUUUUAGAGGGACUUACCUUAGCUUUGAAGAAAAUUCCUUUUGGCGGUGACCGAGCUGGAGCAAAAAACAGCUUUGACAAUGAAAAUUUGUGCAAACUUAGUGCGCACUGUAUCAUGUAAAUGCCCUGCAGGAUCUCCUUGGGAUCUGUCCUUUUGUUUGUUUUUUGUACGAUUUAAGCAAAAAAAAAGUCAUUUUGACUUUCAGAUUAUGGUAAUGGUUAUGCAAAUGUGUCAAGAACCCAGGUUUUACAGAACAUCAGUAAUAAUUUUCUGGCAUUUCAAAGCAUUCACAGCGUUUACAUUGGGAGGCCUUAAUAAGUGGUUUACUUUUCCUUUGUGUCCGAAUGUGUUAUAAAAAGUGUUGCUGUUGCUUGCACUCCGUUUAUUAUGUUCUUGUUGCCAAGGAAGGGAAAACACGCGUGUGCAGUGGUACGAAGUAAAUGUGCAUUUCAAAGUGUACAGUGUUAACCAAGGCCAGUUUGAUUUUGGCUGAACACACACACUCAUGCACACACUGAGCAAGUAUGUACAUUUAUUCAUUAUGUUUAGUAGUUGUUCUGUUGAAUGGUUCCAUUAGAAAAAAAAAUGGAUCGUUUUCUCCUUUUUUAGGUUCUCUGUCAUGUUGUAUUUUAUCCUGCUACCUUUUCUUUAUGUUACUGUUUAGAUUUUUAUUUCAUGCAAGUAUGUCAACAUAUUUUGACAGCCAAGAAACAUUUUGUUACACAGCUAAACUUGAAAAAGAAUAAUGAUAAUAAAUAAAUACAAGUAAUAACAAA
Molecule: messenger RNA, 11154 nt
Organism: Oryzias latipes (Japanese medaka)
Lineage: Eukaryota; Metazoa; Chordata; Actinopteri; Beloniformes; Adrianichthyidae
Gene: trps1
Product: trichorhinophalangeal syndrome I
Biological process (GO): regulation of transcription by RNA polymerase II
Cellular component (GO): nucleus
Molecular function (GO): RNA polymerase II transcription regulatory region sequence-specific DNA binding; DNA-binding transcription factor activity; zinc ion binding
Source: RefSeq, a predicted model, not a curated record